AUGCCAGGGCGAGGGCGAGGUCUGCAGGCGAAGGGGGGGAACCCUACUCUGCACGGGCUACAUCCAGAAGAAAAAUGUGGCCGGCAGAGGCAGGAAACGGGGCCGCAGAGUCUGGCCAGGACACAGCCAGCAAAGCGCGGGAGGGCAGCCCUGCCUUCAGCCUUCGCCUCUCUCCCCUUCUUCCCCCCAUUCCCCAGGAGCCUGCUUUUCUGCCUUCCCCCAGCCCCCCAGCCCAGCCCAUCCAGGCCUGCGGGGAUCUGCACCUCGCGAGCCGGGGAGCCCCCUCCUCCCCCAGCACUCUCCGCCACAUCCCCGCAGCCAAAUUCCAGAUCCCGGAGCCCUCUUCCCCCUGGGGGCGCAUUUUCCAGGCCCGGCUUCUCACCCCCUAAAGGUGCCCGACAGAAGGAAAGCUCGGAGAGACGCGAGCCGGCUCCAGCGUGA
Messenger RNA from Trichosurus vulpecula (common brushtail), 441 nucleotides. RefSeq names its product basic salivary proline-rich protein 1-like. Lineage: Eukaryota; Metazoa; Chordata; Mammalia; Diprotodontia; Phalangeridae. The record is from RefSeq and is a predicted model, not a curated record. The transcript has a single exon. The coding region runs from base 1 to 441 and encodes 146 amino acids.